Molecule: messenger RNA, 2980 nt
Organism: Oncorhynchus nerka (sockeye salmon)
Lineage: Eukaryota; Metazoa; Chordata; Actinopteri; Salmoniformes; Salmonidae
Product: chemokine-like protein TAFA-2
Exons: 5
Coding region: 547-984 (145 amino acids)
Molecular function (GO): receptor ligand activity
Source: RefSeq, a predicted model, not a curated record
CACACAUUUUGCCCACUGGCGACUGCAUGCAGAUAUGAUACCUAACCUGAAUGUUUAGUCUAUUCGUCUAUCAAUGAGAAGAGGACAUCUCUGAAGCCCGGGAUGGAAUACAUUUCAACAGCAGUGAAAGUUCUCUUUCUUUUCUUUUUCCACCUCGGACUGUAUCUUGUUCAAAGCAAAAGUCUGGAGUGGAGCGACGUGUCACGCGGUUUUUCAUCUCAGUAUUUACACCAAACGAGAGGCGGAGUACGGAAGAGAAACAAACUAAACGGAAACCAAUAAUUAUCUAGGAGGGCUGUUUUUCAUCCGUUAUUCCACACCUAUUGCGCAUCGAUGUGGAUAAUACUUUCUCUACACUACAGACGACUCACUAGGAACCAGUUGUUAGGGGUUAGUACGAAACUAUCUAUAUAAAAGCAAAGAAAGAUAGGAACAGAUAGAUCAAAGUGUAAUUUAUCAUGCAUAUGAGAAUGACUUAUAAACUGUCAGGUGGAUGGACCGCAACUUCAUAUCAGGAAAGUAGCCACUUUCGCAUCACAAAUAUAUAUGGCUAUCAUUUGUAAGACUAAGACAAAGGUUAUUAGCUGUGAGAUGGCGUGGUCAGUACACUGGGGCCUCCUCCUGCUCUGCAUAGUGAUCCUCUACUGCCAACCAGUGUCCACCGGCAACUACAGCUCCCGGGGGCAGUCAGGUUCGUCACAGGUAAAGACAGGUACCUGUGAAGUAGUGGCUGCCCAUCGCUGCUGCAAUAAGAACAAGAUUGAGGAGCGCUCUCAAACAGUCAAGUGUUCCUGCUUCCCUGGUCAGGUCGCCGGGACAACAAGGGCAAUGCCCUCUUGUGUUGAAGCAUCCAUCGUGCGUCAGAAGUGGUGGUGUCAGAUGCAGCCCUGUCUGGAGGGAGAGGAGUGUAAAGUACUGCCGGAUCUCACUGGCUGGUCCUGCAGCUCUGGAAACAAAGUCAAGACCACCAAGGUGGCGCGGUAGCAAAAAAAAACAUCUCAGCCAAUCGACUGAGACCCUGAAUGUGCCACGGCCUGGCCAGUUGCCAAUCACACACAUUUUUUGCUUUGAAAAAAAGUGAAGAUCUGCUUCAGUCCCCAGAAUAUAAUGAGGAAUACAAUAGCAAAUGAGCAGCCCUAUCAAAUGAGUAGAGUGACUGAUGUGAACUCAAGAGGAACGCCUAUGUCAUACAGUACUCAUCCUUACUUCCCUGACUGUGUCCUCUGAGAGACAGAGAUGGGUUUAGCCAUGGCAGCCAGCUCCUACCUGAGACUAACGGGCAGAUAAAAAAUAUAGCUUGGCAAGUCUUUCAAUGGGAUUCCAUAAUGUGUUCUGUCAGCGGGACAUUGUCUUUCUGUGACAGAUAAAUGCUGAGCUGGGAAUUGCUGUAUGCAUUCAGGCUAAGUUUUGGAUGAGCCACACGCAGAGACACAACUGGACAAUGUUUCAAUAAAUAGACUGUGAACUUGGACCAAUGGCUUUAUGGAGAGAGACUCUUGCCUAGACUGUCUCAUUAAGCAAUGUGCCCUGCUAGUGACAAGUGGAAGCGCCUUCGAUUUGGGAAUUCUUAUUGAUACAAUAUGUGUAGAGAUUCAGCCACACACACACACACACACACACACACACACACACACACACACACACGUGCACAGAGAGCUUUUCAUCUCACCCAGUUAGACAAGCCACCACCUGCAAGGAUGCGAUGGCAUGCAAAUAGACAGAUGCAAAACAACGGCUGUUUGAAAUGCAAAUCACGAGGAGAGGAGGAGGGAGGAUAGAAGCUUCUUCACUGCCGAGAGUAUUUACAUCACGCUUUAGUUUGUCUUUCCAACUCCCGUCUCCCAUGGAGAGGACCUCUGUAAUAGCUAUGAUGUGAAAUGGUGCAGAAAUGUCUGUGCCUUCAAGCAAAUUGUGUCUACAAGCAAAAUAGAACAUUCAUUCUAAUGUCAUUUACCAUUCUUACUUUCUGUCUUCUCAACACUUUUGUACAUCUGCGUAUACUCAUAAUAAUUGUCAUUCUUUUGUUCAUUCUUAAAGUAAUUUCAGAAUUCAGGAGCGAAGUUUUUACAUUUUACCACUACGUUGUCGAGUUGUUUUGAUGAUACAGCGCUUCAAUGAUACAGUAAACCAAUUUCUUCCUAAAGCAACAUCACAUCAUGACAACCCAUCAGAACAUGACAGACAGCCAUUUAUGAGUAAAACUCAACACAAAGAGUUGUUUGUUCACAGGUUGGCAUUUAUUGUAAGAAUUGUUGCCCUGGAGGUAACUCUGCAAAGUGGUCACUAGCCGACACAGCCACAAAGUUUUUAAAAAAUCUGUUUUUAAACAUAACCUUAGCCCUAACCUUAACCACACUGCCUACCGUAAUGCCUAACCCUAACCUUAAAUUAAGAUAAAAAAGCAUAUUUUUAGUUUUCAUGAAUUCUUACGAUAUCGACAAUUUGAUUUUGCGGCCGGCCCAUCUAGUGGAAAUCUCUCAGUUCUGACUACAGGGCAAGAUUCAUGACAAUAAACGUCAACCUGCUUGUUUGCUCACCACUACCCAAAUCAUUACCUUGUAAAAUUAUUUGGCAUUUACAUCUUCUUAACUGUCACAAAUGGUCAUGUGUAAUGUCAUGUUUGUGACAGAAUCAUUAAUGCUAGUGUAUAUGAUGUCUAACCUAACCUACAGAGAUUCAGGGGAGAGGGGUUUGAGAUUUGUUUUUACAUUCAGCAUCACCUCGUCAAGGGAAAUAUAGUAUUAUUUCUAAGAUAUCUACAUAUAUUUCAGGAUGUUGUGUAUCCCUGGAAAUAAUCAGAAUUAAUGUAAACAUUACAGUUUUGAAAACAUAGCUUGUCCAAAAAAAGUGUUCUCUUGGCAUAACUUACCCCGUUUGUGGUUUAAAUUGAGCUGCGGGACAGGGUAGGUUAAGUUGAGCCGCGGGACAGGGUAGGUUAAGUUGAGCUGCGGGACAGGGUAGGUUAAGUUGAGCCGCGGGA